Molecule: messenger RNA, 1306 nt
Organism: Osmia bicornis bicornis
Lineage: Eukaryota; Metazoa; Arthropoda; Insecta; Hymenoptera; Megachilidae
Product: uronyl 2-sulfotransferase-like
Exons: 6
Coding region: 120-1037 (305 amino acids)
Cellular component (GO): membrane
Molecular function (GO): sulfotransferase activity
Source: RefSeq, a predicted model, not a curated record
CGGUAAUCUGUGACUGAGAGUUUCGAUGCCGGUAAUCAGGAUCACUGGUCAGAUACUUUUUGAAAGGAGAAGGUAACCCUACGUCCGCAGGAUCACGACUUGUCGAAUUUCGCAUUGAGAUGCGUUUGAAUCGCGGCUUGCUGACAAGUGUCGCUGCCUGCUUGACCAUUCUUUUCAUCCUUUUGAAUUCAAAAUCUGCGGUGGAAAUCGUUGACGAUUCUGAAAGUGACGUAGAAAAGCGUUUCGCGGGAAAACAGGAGAUUUAUAAACGCCAGACGUAUCGAUAUGUUACACCCUCUCUUGCGGAAUUGGGUGCUUAUGGAAAUUUGCCGAGAACGAACAAGCAUACUUUAAUGUUAACACGGGUGCCAGAUGCUGGAACCGAAUUGUUGGUGUUGAUUUUGCAACGUUUACAGGGUUACAAUGCUUUUAAGCACAUACGAUUGCCACCAGGUGAUCACAAACUUUUGUCAACUUUACAACAGGAAUUACUAGUGGAAGAAGUUACAAAUAUCAUAAGACAGGAAGCGAUUCCUCUCAGUUUCGAUGGAGAUGUAAGGUUUUUGAACUUUUCAAAAUUUGGUCGACAAGCACCAACGUUUAUUUCUUUGGUGAGAAAUCCUAUAGGUGCUCGAACUUUACAAAGAUACCGCAAAAGGCAGGAAGUAGUAUUUGAAAGUCGAGCAAUACCCACAUUCUGCGGACAGGAUCCUCGUUGCACAGAGAUAAAUAAUAAAUGGGCAUUGCAACGGGCUAAAGCCAAUAUUGUCGAAUGGUACCCCGUUGUUGGGGUGUUAGAUUGCAUGGAGCAAUCGCUAGACGUAUUCGAACAUAAGUUUCCAUACUUUUUUCGUGGUGUUAGACAAAUUUAUAAAAAAAUUCGACCAAAAAAAAAGUAUUUUCCCAAUUACACGAUAACGCUAAAGCCACGUGAAAGAAAUAUUUUCUUUAAACUUUUCGAGGAUGAGAUAGAAUUGUAUCGAUGGCUAAAGUUUCGGCUUUUAAACGAAACGCGAAUUAAAGAUGGGAAAAGAUAAUACUAACGAAACAAAUUGCCAUGUUCUAGUUUUAAAUUACACCAAAGAUGAUAAUUGUCCUAAACGUGAUAUGGUAAUAUUUUUUAGCGACGAGAAAGAUCAAAAUUUUUUAUUAAAAAAUGCAGUUAUAAAUUAUUUACUGCGAUAUAUAACUGUUUAUAUAUCAAAAUCGAUAGGCGCGCUUCUUGAAAAAUUGAAUAGUAGGUCCAUCUAUUGCCAGCAUAAAGAAACAAAGUAUUUACUAUUAGUAGUUACGCGGUUUCUAUAAG